Molecule: messenger RNA, 3373 nt
Organism: Klebsormidium nitens
Lineage: Eukaryota; Viridiplantae; Streptophyta; Klebsormidiophyceae; Klebsormidiales; Klebsormidiaceae
Source: the annotation of a GenBank genome assembly
GUUCCACAUUUUGCCACCGAGGUUCCUCGCCUCCUGCGCCUAGCUUAGGAUUGGAGCUGUCCUCAGUUAAACUUAAAGUGUCAGAUGGGCUAGCACGGUAGGUGAGUCCCUGAAUUGUCAGGUAACUGCGGCCACCAGAAGAGGGGAUGCUAGCGUUCUGAUUUUGCGCCCCGGGAGGCAUGCUUUCGUAUAGUGCUGUUCGCGCAUCAGCGACCUUGAACCUUCUUCUCAACCGGAGAGCUUUCCAAACAUUCGCACCCAUUGGACGAAACAAGAACCGCAUCCAGUCGGUGGCAACCAACCUCAAAAGGGCUUCUGAUGGUCGGGUGCAGCAAGUGCCUUUAGGCGCACUUUCAUUUGCCCACCAAGCUGUUGUGGACGCGGCCUCUUUGAAAGCUGCAUUUCGCGCAGGGAGGUCACAUGGACGACACUACCACCACUUAGCUGUGCCUGCAGUCCCACACAAAGAGAAAUCGCUGACGCCUCAGAAAUCUGUGGCCCCGAGCUCCUUACGAGCCUGCGUUGCUGCGCCCUGGGUUGGGAAGAGUCACCUUUUCUUGAGAGAACCGCCAUGGGCUCCGGUCAGGUCAUGUAGCAGCAUCAGCAGCAACGAUGUAGCACCGGUCGAGCCCAGCACCACCACAUCCAUCGCUCAAGACAACUUUCCAGAAGCGGUCACAAGCGAUGGAGUCAGCCAGGACGCCGAAAAGGCCUCUGACACGCCGCCUGAGACUGGCAGCAUGCAAAGCUCAGGGACCAGUGGUGGUGCAGACACCGGAGCAGCAGGUUUGGGACUGGCGGCUCCGAAGCAGAAGAGGCAGUCGCCGGGUGGGGCGAGAUCGAAACCUAGAGGGCUACUUGAUUACACGCGCAUACGGGGCCACACGUUCCAGGACAGCUUGCCGAGAGUCUUUCAGGCAAUCCGAGAAGCGGACUUUGUCGCCUUUGACCUUGAAUACACGGGUAUCAACGCCGCGCCGUGGCAGCAGAUGGGCGAGUUUGACAACAAGGACACGAUCUACGCCAAGAGGAAGCAGAGCGCCGCCAACUUUGUGGUGUUGCAAGUUGGCCUGUGUCCCUUCCGGUGGGAGCCAGGCAAGGGCCGCUUUGAGGUGUCUCCAUUCAACUUCCUGAUCAGCCCCCCUGUCAAGAACACCCCCUCGUUCUACUGCGAGGCGGCCUCCUUGAAGUUCCUGUUGCUCAACAGGAUCGAGAUGACAGAAUCGUUGAACAAUGGCAUUCCGUAUCUGUCCGACGAUGGGGAGCGCUCCUUUAAGGAGCUGCACCUGGAUCGGAAGCUGCGGGAGGCGGCCUCUUUCCGGGACCACGAGUACGGUGAUCUGUCCCCCGAGGACACCAUCUCCAUCGAAAAGAUGGUUCAUCAGAUCUCAGAAUGGCAUGGCGCGAUCCUUGCUGCUUCAACGCAUGAAGAGGCGCCUUCAUCGAGACUUCGGUUACCCUCCUUGACCCUGCUGCAAAGGCGAGUGAUUGUUGAGGCCCUGCGCCGUCUCUUCCCGAUGGUAGUGCCGGUCACUUUGAACGAUGCCGCCGCGCACACCUACGAGAUGGGGGCCGGCACGGAAGCCAAGUUGAGAUGCACGCUGGAGAUUGUAUACGCGGAGAGCGAAGAAGAGAAAACCGCACAGGAAGCGCGGCUGCGAACAGAGAUCGAGGCGCAGACCCAGGCGUACAUAGACAAAAACGCCGGGUUCAAGCGGGUCGUCGAGGAGCUGGCAGGGGGGCCCGCCUUCCUUGUGGGCCAUAACUGCAUGCUUGAUCUGAUGCACAUUUUGGAUAAGUUCGGUCCCGGCGUGCCGCCCACCCCGCCAGAGUUCUCCGCGGAAGUGCGCUCCCGGUUCCCGGCCCUCUUCGACACCAAGCACAUGGUGUUCAGCGACGGCAUGGCCGACGGCUGGGGCAAGUUCACCAGCCUGUACCACCUGUUCAAGCGGACCAACGACUACGACGUACCGGUCAAGAAAGCGAAAGGCUUUGAAAACCUGCCCGACCUGCCGUCCCCGGCUAUGCGUUCGGGCACCGCGAAGCACGACGGCGGUUUGGACGCGUUCGCCGCGGGCCUGCUGUUUGCGCGGCUGGCCAAGCGGCGGGGCGUCGAGCCCGGCGAGCUGCGCCGCCUGCCCGAACUGACCCAAGGGCGGCACAGUAUGUGGGCGCCGCGACAGAACGCGGAGGACGGCUCCGGAAGAUCCGGGAAAGGACGGGACGCGACGGAGCCGCUGAAGCAGCUUGCCGCGACCGCCAACUUGCUGUACGCUGGUAUGAUCCACAACACGCGCGCGUCCUUCAGCCUGCUGCGGAACGGCCACGUGCGCGCGUGCCGCGCCGAGCACGACGCCAUGCACCGCGGCAAGUGGGCCCAGCACCGCCCGGACGUCCUGCUCCUGUGGGCGUUUCCGGACACGCUCUCGGACGAGCAGAUCCGCGACGCGAUCGCGGCGGAGCAGGGGCAGGCGGGCCACAAGAUCGGCCGCCUCGACGCGCGCGCGGCGCUCGUGCAAUUUCCGAGCGUUGAAUUGGCGGAUGCGUACUGGGAGGCGGCCCUGAGAUUGCAGGGUCAGCUGGGCUGCGGCGGGCGAGCGACGCUGGAGUUGGAACCGGGGCGGGAGGUGGUCGCCAAAGUGGAGACGUACGGCACGUUUGCGGAGGUGUGCCAGUCCGGGAUCACGGCGCCCACCUUCACGCAGGCUGCCACGUGGCUGGGCCUGGACCCGGCGAAGCCGCUGCUGAGGAGGGAGCAGGCGGGCGUGGAUCCCCGGUCGGCGCGGCGAGUGAAGGGAAAGUGGGCGUCGCGGGACGACCCGAGCGAAACUGGUGGAGGGGAGCAGGUUGACAAGCGGUCGACACCUGACACGAGGCGUGUGUGGAGAAGGGACACAAGCGGGGGCACAAAUGAUGGAUUGCAGUUGAAAAGCGAGGUGAACUUGAUGGUGGGAAGAAAGAAGGACCGCGAGACCACGGGAGUGGAGGAAGUUAGAACGCGAUUGAGACCCGAGGUGCAAUCAGAGGAAGAGAGCGGAACCACGAGAAAGGAGCAAGAUGAAACGCAGUUGCAACCGGAUGCAACGUCGGGGCAGAGAAAGGAGAAAAGGAAAGGCUUGAAAGAGAAGCAGGUCGCAACACAGUCGAACCCUUUGUAUGGUGUAUUCUCGCGAACAUCGUCAUAACGAGGUUGCCAUUGCACCUCAUGCAUCUUACCGUGCCCGCUACAGGAUAGCGAUGAUCACCACAGAAAAGUGAGCAGUACUGCAUGUGAACCCCUGACGCUUAAAGUCAGGAUGUCAUGCCAGACGUGAUCGAAACCGUUAUUGAUAUCGAUAAGCAGCUCUGUUCACCACAGUCGGACCAUGACAGG